This is a messenger RNA of Sitophilus oryzae (rice weevil), 1236 nucleotides long. RefSeq lists its product as uncharacterized. The transcript has 7 exons. Bases 130 to 1050 code for a protein of 306 amino acids. Lineage: Eukaryota; Metazoa; Arthropoda; Insecta; Coleoptera; Curculionidae. The record is from RefSeq and is a predicted model, not a curated record.
CUUUUUGCAAAAAUUACAACAUGUUCUGUUAGUAUUUUGGAAGUAAUAUUUUUGACAUAUAUUUUGCUGAAAAUAUACGCUGUGUGCAGGCAAUAUAAAAGUGUUUUUUAUGUAAAAUUUAUUCUAUAAAUGGCUGCUUCUGGAGAUUUGAAUUCUAUUUACAGUGUCUGCCAGGAACUUGUACACUUAUCCAAAAGUGAGACUAUUGUGGAUGAUAUAAAACACUUUAUAUCUUUAUGGGAUUACAGGGAGGUUAAUAGUUUAAGUCAGUUCAAAGAAGAUUUAAUACAAGUGGUAGAUGAAAUAGAAAAUUUCGUGUUACCCGAGAAUAACAAUCCGCAUAUAAAGAAAUUAAUUUAUUGUUUUGUGCUAUCAGAAAUUUAUGAUUUUAUCAUAUCGUUAAUCAGAUCUCGGUUCUCAAACGACGAUAUGAAGAUGUAUAUGCUCUCAAAAAGAUUUUGUUUGGAGAAUGGCAAUCCAAAACAACUGGGAAGCACAUUUUAUAAUUUUGUACCAAAUGCUGCUAUAGUGGAAUUAUCGAUGUUGAAUACAAAAAGGACAGCUGCGGAGAAGUUAUGCUGUUUGUGUUCAGCAUAUGAGUACAUUUUUGCUGAGGUCAAAAGUGCAUUGAUCUCUAUUAUAUCAAAAUAUUCAGAAAAAGAAAAUAAUAUUCCUAUAAUAAAUAAUAAAGAAGUUGUUCCAAUUGUUAUGGCUGUAAUACUCAAAUCCAAAUUGUUUUAUCUCAUUAGUGAUAUGUAUUUUAUCAGAUAUUUUGGAUCUGACAUUUUAGAAGAAAAUAAAGAUAUGAAAAAUAUAUACCAGAUUUUUGAAGACUCUAUCCAUAAACUUUUUCCCUUAUUUAGAGAACCAAUUCCCGCAAUUAGGGACACAGAAAAAUUAGAAAAUCAUCUUGGUGUAUGCGAGACAAUUAACUUUAUAGAAAAAAUUAAUAGUGAAGUGGAGACUAAACAAACGAUUUUCCAAGAGGAAACCAGAAGAGUAGCCAAAUUGAUCAUAUCAGCUACUACUGAAGAUUUGUGUGAUAACUAAGAUGUGGUUUUAAUACUACAUGUAUUCAGAAUUUUGCUAAUGCUUUAGCACAAGCGACAAAUCAGUUUGGACAACAGUUAUCGCAAGGAAUACAGUCGUUUGCAAAUGCAGCACAAGAUUUUGUGAAUGGAGGAUAAAUUAUAAUUAGGACAAAUCAUAAUACAUAUAAUAAAUUAUUAUAGAGCA